Messenger RNA from Henningerozyma blattae CBS 6284, 1317 nucleotides. RefSeq lists its product as uncharacterized. The coding region runs from base 1 to 1317 and encodes 438 amino acids. NCBI's taxonomy places the organism in Eukaryota, Fungi, Ascomycota, Saccharomycetes, Saccharomycetales, Saccharomycetaceae. The transcript has a single exon. The record is from RefSeq and is a predicted model, not a curated record.
AUGAGUUAUUUUUCUUAUGAUCAAAAUUUACAACAACAAACACAUACACCUCUCUUAGAGACUACGUUUUCUAAUUUGUCAUUCCGUGAUGCUAGGGGGACGCCAGCAUCAUCAUCUGUUCAACAAAUGGAUCAAAGGAAUUCUGCUAGUGCAUCAAUGAAUAUGAACAUGGCUCCUGGCCAACAAACUCCAAUUGCUAGAAGGUAUAAUUCAUCUAGUUUUGUGAAUAGUAAUGCUAAUAAUGGAUUUAAUAUGCCUAUGCAAUUAAACAAUUUCAAUAAUUAUUCUAAUGAUCCUUGUAAGAAUAACGGUAUUGUUUCAAAUAAUAGUGUCAAUAAUACCUCGACUAAUACCGCUAAUAAUACUAAUAACAGUAAUACUGCAGAAAAUAAUAACAAUAAUAAUAACAAUAAUGCACAUACUUCUGGGUUUGAUACGGCUACAUCAACAGCCGGAAGAAGUAUAAUGGAUUCUUCAAGAGUAGUUAAUGGUAGUUUCAACACUACGGUGGAUAGUUCAUUCAGUAGUGGAUAUAGUGAUUUGAAUAAUAAUCCAAAUAUGGGCAAAAAUGCUAUUGAUUAUAUCAAUACUAAAAAUGGUAAUAUGAUUGACCCUAGUAGUAAAAAUAUUCUUAAUGAAUCCCUUGAAGAGAAUAGAAGUUCUGGUGAGAUAAUGACUAAUCAUAAUUUGAAAUUACAAAUUGGUAUUAAAGAUACUCAAAUUCAUAUCAUUGAAGGAGAAAUUGAAAAAUUGAAGAACAAAUUAAUUCAUGAACAGCAUAAUAAUCCUAAUAAAGCGCAUAUACAACACCACCAACAACAACAACAUCCAGAUUCAGAUGAUGUAUCAUUAAAAGUUCCACAAAAUAUCGUUGCUAUAUUUAGAAAAUUUUCUGAAGUAUUACAAAGAAAAGAAAGAGAAUUAGGAGACUCCAAGCAUAAACUAGAAAGUAUUUUAACUUCAUUAGCUUUAAAUCUAAGUAAUUCUGUUACUGCACAUGGUAGAUAUGAUGCAGAAGCAUUAGCUCAUAGAAUGAUAGUAAGAAUUGAAACUCUAAAACGAGAAAAUAAGGAAUUUGCCAAAAUGUUGGCAUAUGGUAGGUCUAAGGAAGUAUUGAUUGAAUUACAAUUGAUGAAAAGAGAAAAUGAAGAAUUAAAGAAGACUUUAAAAGAAUUACAAGAAUUGAAAAAUGAAAAUAAGAACCGUGUUACAGAAGAUUCUAAUUUGGAACAUAAAAAAGUUAAUGUAGAAACCCAACAAGAUUUAGACCAAAUAGAGCUUGAUAAAACCGAAUCCAAAGUUGCUGUUGCCAAAUAA